AUGUGUGGCUCCUCUGUAAUUCAUAUAAUGUUUAGUGUCAUAUUCAUAGUUAUUCUUUUUGGUGGUCUAUGCCAGGCUAGUCGGCAUGUAAGUGUGGAUAUCAUCAAUGAUAUUGUUCCAAAUGUUCAAUUGGCACUACACUGCAAAUCGAAGGACAAAGAUCUCGGAUCACAAUCUUUAGUCCCUCAUCAACACUGGGGAUUUAGAGAAGCUAUUAAUAUUUGGGAAACAACUUUGUUCUUUUGUCACUUUCAAUGGGGAAGUCAAUCUAAAUGGUUUGAUAUUCUUGUAACUAGGAGAGAUCAAUAUAUAUGUGAACAUCAUCCGUGUGUUUGGAGUAUAAGACCUAAUGGUCCAUGUAGAUUAACAGGUCAAGAACAAUGUUUUCUAUGGAAUGCUGAAUAA
Camelina sativa (false flax) is the source of this 405-nucleotide messenger RNA. The record is from RefSeq and is a predicted model, not a curated record. NCBI's taxonomy places the organism in Eukaryota, Viridiplantae, Streptophyta, Magnoliopsida, Brassicales, Brassicaceae.